Messenger RNA from Paramecium pentaurelia, 1213 nucleotides. The record is from the annotation of a GenBank genome assembly. NCBI's taxonomy places the organism in Eukaryota, Ciliophora, Oligohymenophorea, Peniculida, Parameciidae.
AUGAAUUAAGAUAAAGAAUGGAGUAUAGAUAGUUGGAAAAAGUAUUAAGCCUUAUAAUUACCAUUAUACUCAGAUGCUCAAUUAUAGUAAUGAUAUAUUUGAAAUUAGUUAAGAUACUCUUUAAAAAAUAAAAAAUCUUCCAGGAAUCUUAAAUUUUGAAGAGAUAAAUACUUUCAAGAAUUAAAUGAUUCGAGUUAGUAAAGGUGAGAAAUUUGUUCUUUAAUUGGGUGAUUGUGCAGAAGUAUUUGAUGAAUGUACUGAAAAACAUUGGAAAGAGAAAUUUAGUUUUUAUGAUGUAUAAAAACAAAGUUAUUUUAGCGUAUGGGUUAAAUUUUAGAUGCAAUAGUAAUUGGUAGGAUUUGUGGAUAAUUUGCAAAACCACGAUCAUAAUUAUUAGAAAAGGAUGGUACAUUAAAUUAUAGGGGAGAUUUAAUUAAUUCAUUAAGUAGAGAUGAAAGAGAUCCUGAUCCUUCACGCUUAUUAUUGGGAGCACAUUAUGCUAAAAAAGGUUUAGAGACACUAAAAUAAUAUGAAGGUUCAUAAAUAUGGGUUUCACAUGAAUGUUUACAUCUUGGAUAUGAAUCAGCAUUUGUGAAAUAAAAUUAAGAUAAGUAAUAUUAUUUAUCUAAUACUCAUUUUCCUUGGAUAGGAGAUAGAACUAGAUUACAUGAUCAUGCACAUUCAAAUUUUAUUAAAGGACUAUACAAUCCUGUUGGAAUUAAAGUAUUUCUUAUAAUAUAUUUAGAUUGGAUAAACAAUUAAUAAGAUAGAAUUUAUUAAUGUAUUUAAGUUAAUUAAUCCAAAAAAUGAAGAUGGAAGAGCAUUUGCUAUUAUUAGAUUAGGGAAAAAUAAGUUAGAUAAAUUAAAAGACAUUAUUUAAUGGAAAUAAGAAGAAAAAUUAAAUAUUUCAUUUUUUUUAGAUCCUAUGCAUGGUAAUAAUUAGGAUAAAAGUGGUCGAAAGAUAAGAAAAAUAGAAGAUAUUAUGUAUGAAAUCUAAUAAUUCUUUACAAUUCUUGAAUAAUAGAAUGAAACACCUGCAGGAUUACAUUUAGAAUGUACACCUUAUGAUGUAACUGAAUGUAUAGAAAAUGAUGAAGAUAUCAAUCCUAAAAAAUAUACUACUGCUUGUGAUCCUAGAUUAAAUUUCAGAUAAACUAGAAAAAUUAUAAUAUUUGUUAAUACUCUUCUAAAAAAAUUAAGAAAUAAAUAAUGA